Suillus bovinus is the source of this 1865-nucleotide messenger RNA. RefSeq lists its product as uncharacterized. Lineage: Eukaryota; Fungi; Basidiomycota; Agaricomycetes; Boletales; Suillaceae. The record is from RefSeq and is a predicted model, not a curated record. The coding region runs from base 384 to 1634 and encodes 416 amino acids. The transcript has 2 exons.
CGUAACCCAGGUUCGAACCCUGGUAACGCCUGCUUUUUGGUUUUAUGCUUGUAUCAUUAUGGUAGAGCUUGGUCCCAUCAAGUGAGCUCACCAUUACUCACACUGAGAUUUCCUCAACGUCGCCAGUUUUAACGAUCUUUGAAUUUAUUUCAAGUCCGCACUCCGACUUGAAGUGGAAAGCUGGGGUUUGGGUUUAACCGCCGCACAGGAAGACAGCCGUUCUAUGCCGCAGAGAUGUGAAUAUUCACAUCCAGACCAUCCCAAAAUCAUUGGAAUGACCAGUUUAUUGGGCCAGUCAUCUUUCUAAUAUUUGACGGUGAAUCAGGGUGAGCAGGUGACUGCUUUUACGUUUACUGAUCUUGUGCUCUACGACAUCCUCAGAAAUGCUACAUCCUUCUUUCUCUCUCGGCAAGCUCAAGACUGGUAAAAACCAGCAACGCCAUCGCAAGACUCGCGGUGCAAGUGCUGAAGUCUCGCCCAUCAAACUUAGCCACCUUCUCAAGUCCAUUAGGCACCAUCGUUUGAAGGGAAAGGUCGCGGUUGAGCAGAAGACUACUUCAGCCUCAUCACCCCAGCCUGAGUCUGAUAUGAGCUUGUCACCUCCUUCCAGGCAUCCACCUUACGAAUGGAACACCGACCAUUCGAGUCUCUUGUCAGGAAUCAAUAAUGCGCGCAUUGUCUCAGAGUCUGCUACCCGGUUCACCACUGCUGAACAGAGCAUAGCCCCGUCGGAGCAGUCGUCACAUUCAUCGCUGUUUGAUAUGCGCACUUCGAAGUCCACUUUAGCUCUUCUUUCGAAGGCCCCUGUAGACCCCUUCUCAGACAGCUCUGGUGUAUCCCCUACCCUAAUAUCAUCUCCGUCCAUGUUUAACCUACGUUCUCAUUCGACGGGCGAUUACAUCGUGCGACAGCUUGGUGCAACCCUGGAAAAGCUUUCGCUGGGCGAGAGCCAGUAUACUAAGCUUCAGGAGAACGUCAUUCCAAUCAGAUCCCUGAAUAGUACACGAUGCAAUGUGCCAAAAUCGGAAUCGGUGCUAACCGUGAUGUCCGGCUUCCAGGGCUCCCCAACAUCUUCUGAUAUGAUUUUCAAAGACUCACUUGCGUCUGGAUACCUUGGGAAUUUAAGACAACAGCUGCAGGAGAAGCGGUGGCUAUGCAAGUUUGCUCGCUCCACAUCAGCCAAAGUACACGUUGCCGUCGCACCCACCAUAUUCAUCACGUCUGUUGAUACGAAGCAUCCCAAACCACUAUGUUCCCCGGUUGGCCUUUUUGGACAAGCUAACCACUUCAGAGAUUUCAUCGAUGAUCCUACGCCUCGACCACUGCCGCUAGCCAAUUCUCUGUGUCUAGAUGACCCAUUUAAUGCGGAUCCAUUCGCCUAUGACCAUCCCUCUCAAUACGAUCUGCCAUUAUUGCCUUCAACCCCAACUUCUGAGGAGACAGGAGAAGUCACUGACCCUGCCUGGUAUCUAUUUGGAACGCCCUCUCGUGCAUAUCUCAAACUCUUUCCAUCUAGUGGGGAGGAAUUCCCAACAGCCCUGGGUGCCACCAUCACCAAUCCAUUUGAUCUUCCGCCUUUCUCUGUACCGUUCAUGAAACCAGGACUGCUCGGCGCUUCGCUUCAUGACAAUUGAGGCGAGUUGCGAUGCUGAGGGUUUUUUGUGGAUAUGGUUUGUAAUCUAGUAGGUUCUGAAGCCGCUAAUAUAGUUUAUUCAUGUCCUGGAGUCCUUAAAUUGUCUACAGAUCCCUUACUAUGUUGUUCCAUCCUAAAUCCUUGCAUAUGCAUGGGACGAGGAUCCUCAAAUAUAUGAGGUUGUUUGUAUAAUAUUCCAGUUGCAAGAUGAAUAAAAUUAGCUCGUUUUCCG